Molecule: messenger RNA, 493 nt
Organism: Cotesia glomerata
Lineage: Eukaryota; Metazoa; Arthropoda; Insecta; Hymenoptera; Braconidae
Product: histone H2A
Exons: 1
Coding region: 74-451 (125 amino acids)
Cellular component (GO): nucleosome
Molecular function (GO): DNA binding; protein heterodimerization activity; structural constituent of chromatin
Source: RefSeq, a predicted model, not a curated record
UUCUUUUACAAAUCUCACUAGAGUUCGCUCUGAUCAUUUAGUAUCGUUCAGUUUUACCUUUAACUUAUUAAACAUGUCUGGUCGUGGAAAAGGAGGCAAAGUAAAGGGAAAGUCAAAGACUCGUUCAAGUCGUGCUGGUCUUCAGUUCCCGGUGGGACGUAUUCAUCGUAUGUUGCGUAAAGGCAAUUACGCAGAACGUGUCGGUGCUGGUGCCCCAGUUUACCUCGCUGCCGUUAUGGAAUACUUGGCUGCCGAAGUCUUGGAGUUGGCUGGUAACGCAGCUCGUGACAACAAAAAAACCAGGAUCAUCCCACGUCAUCUCCAAUUAGCCAUCCGUAACGAUGAAGAGUUGAACAAACUUCUCUCUGGAGUCACCAUCGCCCAAGGAGGUGUCCUACCCAACAUCCAGGCUGUUCUUUUGCCCAAGAAGACCGAAAAAAGCAGCUCAUAAAUUGAUAACUCUAUUCUAUAAAACAAAACGGCCCUUUUCAGG